This is a messenger RNA of Anolis sagrei ordinatus, 2802 nucleotides long. RefSeq names its product zinc finger HIT-type containing 2 (gene ZNHIT2). Lineage: Eukaryota; Metazoa; Chordata; Lepidosauria; Squamata; Anolidae. The record is from RefSeq and is a predicted model, not a curated record.
GGAAAGGCCCGAAGCCCCGCCUAGGUGGAACGAAACUUCUGAUUGGAAGGCGUCGAGGAGGCGGAGCUUCCCGAAAGUAGGCGGAACUUCCCGAAGACGCUUCGGCUGUUUCCGCCCAGCAUGGAGUCUGCGAGUUCGAGGCCCGUCUCCGGCGGCGGGGACCUCCUUCGGUGUGGCUUCUGCCCUUCCUCGCGGGCGCCGUACACGUGCCCGCGGUGCCUGCUCCGCUUCUGCUCGGUGCCUUGCUUCCGCGGCCACGGCUCCUGCGCCAGGGACUUCCGCGAGCGCGAGCUCCGCCUCCGGCUCCAAGGCCUGCGGGGCGGCGAGGCCUCCUCGCGAGGCCGGCUCAGGGAGGCCCUCCUGCGGCUGAGGGAGCUACGCGAGCCCGGGGAUGAGCAGGCCCGACUAGGCCUCGGCCCGGAAGAAGCGCCGCUGUGGGAGCAGCUCACCCCGGAGGAGCAGAAGGCCUUCCGGAAGCUCCUCGGCAGCGGCGGCGCCGCCUCCCUCGUGCCCCUCUGGACCCCCUGGUGGGAAGAAGGCCCAGCCCCGAGGGGACUCGUCCGGGAAGUGGGUCCCCGGGAUCCACCCAAAGCGGGGGGAGGCGAUCUAAUUGAGCCAGGGGAUCCCCAGAAUCCACUGAGAGGGGAGGAAAGGGGUCCCCAGGUCACAGGAGGCGAAAACCGUGAUCUAGCUGAGGAAGUGGAUCCCCUGAAUCCAUUACAAGGAGGGAAAUGGGAUCUGAUUGUGGAAAUGGAUCACCAGAAGACCUUAGAAAGAGAAGAAAGUGAUCUGAUUGUGGAAAUGGAUCCCCAGAAGACAUUAGAAAGAGAAGAAAGUGAUCUACUCAAGGAAACGGAUCCCCGGAAGCCCUUAGAAAGAAAAGACUGUGAUCUCAUUGUGGAAAUGGAUCCCCAGAAGCCCUUAGAAAGAGAAGAAAGUGAUCUAAUCAAGGAAAUGGAUCCCCGGAAUCCAUUACAAGGUGGGAAAUGGGAUCUGAUUGUGGAAACGGAUCACCGGAAGACCUUAGAAAGGAAAGACUGUGAUCUCAUUGUGGAAAUGGAUCCCCGGAAGAUCUUAGAAAGAGAAGAAAGUGAUGUACUCAAGGAAAUGGAUCCCCGGAAUCCAUCACAAUGUGCUUUCACUGAAGAAAUUGAUCCAUUACCAAGAGGGAAACGGGCUUUGAUUGAGGAAAUCGAUCCCCAGAAGGAAAGAGAAGGAAGUGAUCUAAUUAACGAAAUUGAGAAAACGGAUCCCCAGAAUCCAUUCAAAGCAGAAGAACGUGAUCGAGUUAAGCAAAAGGAUCCCCAGAAUCCAUUGCAAGGUGAUUUCAUUGAGGAAAGAGAUCCCCAGAAGCCAUUACGAGGUGCUUUCAUUGAGAAAGCGGAUCCACGGGAUCCACUAGAAGCAGAAGAACAUGUUUUGAUGGACGAAAGGGGUCUCGAGAGUCCAUCCCAAGGCAAAGAAGAAGAAGAAGGCGUCCCGAGAGGUCCCGCGAAGCCUCUUUGUGAGACGGAGGCCGCUCGCCUCUUGAGGUUGAUCCCUCCCGAGAUCCCUCCGUUGUCGUCCUUCAGGACCUCAGUCUCUCCUUCCGUCGGCUUCCAGCUUCCGGGCGUCCUCUACGGCUACGUCUACGCCUUGUCUCUCUACAACGGGGACGUCGAGGGCGAAGAGGACGUUCUGGGCGAGUUCUGCGAGACCCUUCUGGACGUCUCCCCGCCCUUGGGAUCCUCGGCCAGGGUGUACGGAUCCGUCUCGGAAGCCUUGCAGGACGCCUCCCGUUGCAUGGUGGACCAUCGUUACCCAGAGUGCCCUUUGGGUCGGGGCGGGGCCAUGUCCGCCGUGGCCAGGCUCCUUUCCCAGAAGGCCUUUCUCUUGGCGGCCUUGUGCCACCUCGGGAAGCUCCUCCGCAAAGGGAGGAAGCGCAUGGCGGACCCGGACCGGAGCCAGGCCUUCCGGGCCGGGAAGAAGUGCGCCUUCCUGCUCUCCUGGGCCAAUGAGAACGAAGGACUGCUGCCCCUCCUGGCAUUGGCUGCGCGGGAAGAGGGGCGGAGCCAGAGGGAGGCGGGACAGGAAGUGGGCGCCCUGCGGAGGGGGCUGGAGAGGAAGUGGCGGGGAAAGAGGCCCCCGAGGGAGGAGAAGAAGGAGAAGGCCCUCAUUGAGGAGCUGGACUGAGAGCCCAAUGGGGACUACAACACCCAGCAUUCCUUGCCAUUGGUUGCUUUGAAGCCUGUCAAUCAAGCACUCCUUUUCUUGUGGUCGUUGAGGACUCCAAGGCCCAGCACUCUUCACCUCUCAAUGUGUUGCAUCCUGUCAAUCAAGGACUCUGAGGCCCAGCAUUCUUCACCUCUCAAUGUGUUGAAGCCUGUCAAUCAGGGACUCCAAGGCCCAACAUUCUUCACCUCAUUGCGUUGAGGCCUGUCAAUCAGGGACUCCAAGACCCAGCAUUCCUCACCUCUCAUUGUGGUGAAGCCUAUCAAUCAAGGACUCCAAGGCCCAGGAUUCUUCACCUCUCAUUGUGUUGAAGCCUGUCAAUCAAGGACUUUGAGGCCCAGCAUUCUUUACCUCAUAGUGUUGAAGCCUGUCAAUCAAGGAUUCAAAGGCCCAGAAUUCUUCACCUCUCAUUGUAUUGAAGCCUGUCAAACAAGGACUCCAAGGCCCAGCAUUCUUCACCUCAUAGUGUUGAAGCUUGUCAAUCAAGGACUCUGAGGCCCAGCAUUCUUCAGCUCAUUGUGUUGAAGCCUGUCAAUCAAGGACUCCAAGGCCCAGCAUUCUUCACCUCAUUGUGUUGAAGCCUGUCAAUCA